Molecule: messenger RNA, 1662 nt
Organism: Orussus abietinus
Lineage: Eukaryota; Metazoa; Arthropoda; Insecta; Hymenoptera; Orussidae
Exons: 5
Coding region: 375-1538 (387 amino acids)
Source: RefSeq, a predicted model, not a curated record
GAAGGGUCUCGACUCCAUGAAUAUGAAAUUUCCUGAUUAAAUAAUCAAUAAUCUGCCGUGAGGAGGGGAUAACGGGAAAAGCAACCGCGUAUAAAAUGUUCCAAGGUAUUAUUUCGUCGUGAUUGUUUCCGUGCACUUUGAAAACAAUUCUGAAACGUAAUAACAGGAGUUGUAAAUGAAAAUUUCUAGUGAAGACGCGUUCCUAACCUAACACGUUCAUUCCUUAUUGUAACAUGUGUUUUUAAUCGUAGCACAUGAAGACAGAUGAAAUGGCUUAGAAGGUAUCUAUAAAAUGAGGUAUAUAUAUAAAAUUAAGUAAUUAUAUUAAUCAUUUGUUACCAGGGGAAGGAGAAGUGUCAUGAUAUAGAGUGACAAUGACGGUUCAUCAAGGGAACAGAAAUAACCAUUCGGCUCGGUAUAUCGAAUCGAGCCCACAGGAGUCAAAGUACCCUUGUCCAGCUUUUAGGAACGAUUCGUUUAGCUGGGAUCGACACAGCGGUGCUACUUCUGUUUCCUGGCCUGAGGAGUUAGAGGAAGUUGCUACGCAAAGGAUUACGAGACACUGGGAAGCUAUCGACAGGAGUUUGUUCGAUGAAGCGGAUCAGGUUCUGCCUGGACCGAUCUUAGAUGAGUGCAUUCAAUGGAGAAGUCAGCUUCCGCACUUAAGGGUCGUUGGCAGGAAUCCUGCGUAUCGAGCUAACGAGAAGGUUGGCGAUUUAAAUACAGAUGUUAAACGGAAGAACUCUAGCAAGGAGAGACUAGAGAAUGAGGAGAUAAUCAUCGAGGAUUCCCCGGAGCUGGAGGAAUUGCACUCUAGUUUAACCGAUGAUCAACGAGAGAGAGCCAAGGAAGAGAUUUUUGACUUAAUUUUGAGAUUCUUAUAUGCUGAAGUACUGAUCACGCAGAAGGACGAGGAUUCUUUGAACGAGGAUCUCGAUUCGGUUUUACGGAUAACUCCAGCACCCACGUGUAAUGGUAAAGGAAGUGGAAGAGGCCGGAAGAUCAUUCAGAAAGAUGGUGUUAAAAAUGUUAAGAACAUUCGGGAUGUAAAAGACUCGAGUAAAGUAUUUAAGCAAGCAUCUGUUGGAGAGGAAGAUGUAUCGCCUCUAAGUGAAAAUGUGUUGUCUGUUUCGGCACGAAGCCAAAAGGACGGAGUAGAGCUUGAAAAAAAGAGAUUAUACACUCCCCAAUUCGGGAGAAAUAAAUUGGGAACUGUGUUCAACGAAAGAAUCAUCGUCAGCCCAGUGCCUUUUGUUGUUAGCACCAGAGAAAGCUUUUCAACGUUAAAAACCAUGCCAAUUCAAUUUAUGGGACAAUCUGCAGACGUUUCGAAAGCUCCAAGGUCAAGUAGAUAUGGGAAUUCAGGAUUCAAAACUACAUCGGCAAGGAAAUUAUCUUUGUCACAAAUUCCUCAUUCUGCGUGGCAUGCUCCAGUUUGCCCAACGGUCUGGCCAAAAAAUGUGAAGCUUGCACCGAUUGACAUUUCUAGAUUCUCAAAUAGUAAAAGCAGUCUCCCUGAAUUCAUUUCAGAUCUUUAACAACGGCACCAGCUGUACCACUGCGGAGUCGAAAUUCUUUGAGUCCUAUUUCUCGAACAAUUGUACCGAGCUCGAUAAUUCCUAAACAGGAAAACAGUGACAAUACUUUAGAAGUUCAUGGAAG